Ruditapes philippinarum (Manila clam) is the source of this 1998-nucleotide messenger RNA. Its product is annotated as NADPH oxidase 4-like. Gene Ontology annotation, cellular component: NADPH oxidase complex; plasma membrane. Lineage: Eukaryota; Metazoa; Mollusca; Bivalvia; Venerida; Veneridae. Gene Ontology annotation, molecular function: superoxide-generating NAD(P)H oxidase activity. The record is from RefSeq and is a predicted model, not a curated record. Gene Ontology annotation, biological process: defense response; superoxide anion generation. The coding region runs from base 137 to 1810 and encodes 557 amino acids. The transcript has 18 exons.
CUCGCGAGAGAUAAAGAAGUAGUUGCACAUUACUCACGAGCUGUUUAUGAAUGUGAAUGAAAUAUCAAAAAGAACAGGUGAAGGCACAUGUAUUGGUUUAAAGCGUUUGGUAAAACAUGGAUAAAUAACAACAAAAAUGAAUUCUCAAUUUGGCAAGUGUUAUAAUCAAGGAUUUAAGUAUUUCACAAGGGUAAUCUGGUGCGUUGUAUCUGGUUUAUUAUUCUGGAGAACCUAUGAACACUACAGGACUGGCCUAGAAUAUGUAUAUCUGCACGAAAUUCUCGGGACAUGGCUAUGUCUUGCACGAGGAUCAGCUGCGGUCUUGAACCUGAACUGUGCAGUUGUGUUGUUACCAAUGUGCCAUACACUAGUCUGGCUUCUCAACAGAGUAGUGAGAAGGGUGACUGUCAACACCAGAUGGCUAAAGAUGGAAACAAAAUCAUUCCAUAUAUUCAUAGGAUAUGUAAUAUUAUUAACUACAGGUGUCCAUGUGGCUGCACAUGUUGUUAAUAUCAACAGUUUCUGUGAAAACUUCCAUGAAGAAUUUCUUGAAGUAAAUCCAUUUUCAUAUAAACCAAAGAUAUAUAGCAUUGUUUUUGGGACAGUAACCGGUGUUACGGGUAUAUUAAUGACAUUAAUAUUGCUGAUGAUCUUUUUGACAAGUCUCAAAGUAGUGAGACGCCGCUGUUUUAACACGUUUUGGUACAGCCAUAGAAUAUUUGUAGUUUUCUAUUUAUUGUUUGUAUUUCAUGGAUUCAGAGGACCAUUGCGCAAACAGAUAAACGUUGAUAAACAUAUACCUGGUUGCCACAGAAACCGUAUUGAUGAGACAAUGGUGAUAAUCACCAGCAAUACCACUGACAAUUCCAGCAUUUAUAUAUCGAACGAAACUUGUUCAGAAAUGCCAACAUUUGUUCCAAUAGGCUGUCACACAUGGUUGUGGGUAGGCAUUCCAGUGUUGAUAUACAUAUGUGACGUUGUAUGCAGAAUUUUCCGCAGACGACAUUCCGCCGAAAUAUCCGAUGUUCGACAUAUAUGUGACGAUAUAAUAGAAGUGUCUUUUUAUAACUCAGAUCUCAAACCUCGACCAGGACAGUAUGUAUUUGUCAACUGUAAUCAAAUCUCCACUAUUGAAUGGCAUCCAUUCUCGGUAGUUCAGGUUCCUACAAUCUGUAAUAACAAUAUUUUUAAACUUUGGAUCAAAUCAUCCGGCGAUUGGACAGAUCAAUUCGUAGAGAAAACAAAGGGAACAAAAUCGGGAUCAUGCUGCGAGGAUCCAAUGCAAAGAUAUCCAACAGUCCAGAUUGAUGGGCCAUAUAGCAGUUCGAUGGAAAACAUAUUAAAGUACAAAUUUGCUCUAUGCAUUGCCGGAGGCGUUGGGAUAACUCCGUUUUUAUCCCAUAUUUUAUACUUAGCAGAAGACAGGGGCAAGAACAAAAAGAUAAAGUUGAAAUGUUUACAUCUUAUUUUUGCUGGAAGAAAUGAAGAUAUUCUCCAAAGUUCUUUUGAAACCAUUCAGAAAUCAUGCGAAAAGGUGAACGGAAGAGUUGAUAUUGAUGUUAAACUUUUCUACACUGGAAAACUCACAAAAAAUAAGAAUGCAGUGACAAGUGCAAAAAUACAGAAUGGCCGCCCACAACUUGGUCAGAUUUUCAAAAAUAUGUCUGCGAAAACGACCUUUGCCAAUAAAAGGUGUACUGUAGGCGUUUUUGCGUGUGGUCCUGUUGCUAUGUGCACUGAUGUCGCAAGAUAUUGCAAUACGUAUUCUACCUUACAUACAAGAUAUGCGUUCCAUAAAGAAUCAUUCUAGAAAUUCAAAUAUGCGAAACCCAGAGUUUUCUUUCUUAAACCACUGCUUUGAAAAUAUUUGCUAACUUUAUAUAUGACAUUUCUGAUGUAUUUGAACAUACUAAGGCUGCUUAGUAAGGGUCAAUGUUGAAAAAUCAAAAUGUAUUUCUGUGAAAGAAAUAUAAUAAAUAAUGUGAUAUUUGAUAGCUA